Molecule: messenger RNA, 1286 nt
Organism: Vicia villosa (hairy vetch)
Lineage: Eukaryota; Viridiplantae; Streptophyta; Magnoliopsida; Fabales; Fabaceae
Product: annexin D5-like
Exons: 5
Coding region: 107-1054 (315 amino acids)
Cellular component (GO): cytoplasm
Molecular function (GO): calcium ion binding; calcium-dependent phospholipid binding
Source: RefSeq, a predicted model, not a curated record
GAAUUAAUGACACGAUACCCUGUCAGUUACUGGUUGCGUUUUAUUCACGCUUUUUCUUCUUCUUUCUCCUCAUUUCAUUUUGGUUUGUUUUUGUUUCCAGAACAAUAUGUCUACGGUGAUUCUACCACCUGUUCCUCCUUCCCCAAAAGAAGAUGCCAUGCAACUUCACCGCGCUUUCAAAGGUUUUGGAUGUGAUACCACCGCUGUGAUCAAUAUACUUGCUCAUAGAGAUGCCGCUCAGCGUGCCUAUCUCCAACAAGAAUACCGUUCCAUGUUUUACGAGGAUCUUCUCAAACGAUUAUCUUCCGAACUUUCUGGCAAAUUGGAAAAUGCUGUUCUUCUUUGGAUGCACGACCCUGCCGGACGUGAUGCUGUUAUCCUUAGGCAGUCUCUCACCGUCACCAAAGCUCUUGAAGCCGCCACUGAAGUUAUAUGUUCCAGAACUCCAGCACAGCUUCAAUUUUUAAGGCAGAUUUACCAUGCCAAAUUCGGCAUUUUUCUUGAUCAUGAUAUCGAAAGAAAUACCUCUGGCGAUCAUAAAAAGAUUUUACUUGCAUAUCUAAACACACCGCGCCACGAAGGCCCUGAGACUAAUAGAGAAAUGGCUGAGAAUGAUGCGGUGGUUCUCUAUAGAGCUGGUGAGAAGAAACUGGGGACGGAUGAGAAAAUUUUUGUGCAAAUAUUCAGUGGUCACAGUGCGGCGCAGUUGGCUGCCAUUAAUCAGUUUUACAAAACCAAGUAUGGACAUCCAUUGACAAAGGCAAUAAAGAAUGAAACAUCAGGCCAUUUUGCUCAUGCACUUCUGACAAUAGUCCAAUGUGCUGAGAAUCCUGCUAGGUAUUUCGCAAAGGUCCUACGUAAGGCAAUGAAAGGGUUGGGGACUGAUGACACAAAGCUUAUCAGGGUGAUUGUAACAAGGAGUGAGAUUGAUCUACAUUAUAUCAAAGCUGAAUAUUUAAAGAAAUAUAAGAAGACACUAAAUGAUGCAGUUCACUCAGAAACAUCUGGCAACUACAGGGCUUUUCUUCUCGCACUUUUAGGUCAAAACCAGUAGAACUCAAAAUACAUGUUGUGUGGAAUAAUUUCAACUAUGAUGUUGAAUAUAAGUGCACUUCCAAUCUUUUAUUUGUUGAUAUUGUAAAUUAUGCAGUGUUUGGUGAUUUUAUUUGCUUGUAAGUCGCAUCAUAAUGCACAUAUUAACGGGCAUUUUGUAUACAUAUAUGUAUAUGAAUCUAUGGAUGGGUUUGUUAUAAGUAUGUAUGUAUAAAAGUGUGGGUGAUUUUUUU